This is a messenger RNA of Alnus glutinosa, 1138 nucleotides long. Its product is annotated as SPX domain-containing protein 1-like. The coding region runs from base 99 to 947 and encodes 282 amino acids. NCBI's taxonomy places the organism in Eukaryota, Viridiplantae, Streptophyta, Magnoliopsida, Fagales, Betulaceae. Gene Ontology annotation, biological process: cellular response to phosphate starvation. The transcript is spliced from 3 exons. The record is from RefSeq and is a predicted model, not a curated record.
UAUAAUUCAUCUCCACCUCUUACGUCUCUCUCCUGUUCUCGUUGUCAUAUCUCAAACCCCAACUCCGGAACGGCGGUAAUCACCUGCGGGCGGGGGGCAUGAAGUUCUGGAAGAUCCUGAGUAGUCUGAUCGAGGAGACCCUCCCGGAGUGGCGGGACAAGUUCUUGUCGUACAAGGACCUGAAGAAGCAGCUCAAGCUCAUCUACCCCAAGGACGAGGAUGCCCACCAGAACAAACGGCCCAGAUUGGAUACGGACUCAGACGGUCCCGAUUGCGCGCCGUCGAAGGAGGUCGUCGAUUUCGUCAGGCUAUUGGAGGUCGAGAUCGACAAGUUCAACGCCUUCUUUGAAGAUAAGGAGGAGUUGUACGUCAUUCGACUGAAGGAACUGCAAGAUAAGAUAGCAAAGGCCAAGGAUUCAGAUGAAGAUUCGAUGGAAAUAUGGAGAACAUUAGUGGAUUUUCAUGGCGAGAUGGUUUUCUUAGAGAAUUACAGUGCACUUAACUACACAGGGCUGGUAAAGAUACUGAAGAAAUAUGAGAAGCGAAGCGGUUCUCUCAUUCGCUUGCCUUUUAUCCAGAAGGUCCUGCAACAACCAUUCUACACAACUGAUGUACUUAACAAGCUUGUGAAGGAGUGUGAGGGCAUGCUUGAUCAUCUUUUCUCGAAGAAUGACCCAUCAAGCCCGCCUGAAGCAACCAAUAAGGAAGAAGGGAGUGGCUCCAAGGUGGUGGCUGAAGGUAAACAGACACAACUCAAGGUUCCCAAAGAACUUGCAGAAAUCAAGCAUAUGGAGAGCAUGUACAUGAAGCUAACGGCGUCGGCAUUGCGCGUCUUGAAGGAGGUCAGGAGUGGAAGCUCAACGGUGAGCGUGUUUUCAUUGCCCCCUAUGCAAAAUAAUUCUAUGGAGUGGAAAAGUAUACCUUUAGUAGAACAAGCAGCCAAAUAGUUCUGGAGUAGUAUCCUCUCUCCUCUUUCCCUUAUACGUGUACUUCUAAUUUGUGAGAAUGCGGUUUUAUGUAAUAACCACGCUCUUGAUGGGUACUUUGGAUAAUCCAUUUCCCCAAUCUGUAGAAAAUUUCAGAUCUUGGAUGUGCUUUUAAUCUUUUCUAAUAUGAUGCUAAUCCAACCUUAAGACUA